Messenger RNA from Triticum urartu, 831 nucleotides. RefSeq names its product blue copper protein. NCBI's taxonomy places the organism in Eukaryota, Viridiplantae, Streptophyta, Magnoliopsida, Poales, Poaceae. Gene Ontology annotation, molecular function: electron transfer activity. The record is from RefSeq and is a predicted model, not a curated record. Gene Ontology annotation, cellular component: plasma membrane.
UCAAUCGCGCAAUCCAGUUAGUAGCGAGAGACAUCGAUCGAUAGCCACGCUUAGCUCCUUCAUCUACUCCAUACAGCUAACUCCGAGCCUUCACUUCGACCAUGGCCUCGUCCUCCGCGCUGAUCGCGCUCCUUGUUGUCCUUGGCUGCGCUGCGGCGGCCUCCGCGGCCACGUUCACCGUCGGAGAUGGGCAAGGGUGGACGACCGGCGCCAACUACGCCACCUGGGCCAGCGGCAAGACCUUCGCGGUUGGAGACAAGCUCGUGUUCAACUACGCGAGCCAGGCCCACACAGUGACCGAAGUCACCAAGAGCGAGUACGACGCCUGCUCCAGCAACGCCAACGGUGACAACAGCGGCGCCACCACCAUGACCCUCAAAGCCGGCGCGAACUACUACAUCUGCACCAUCGGCACCCACUGCGCCGCCGGCAUGAAGCUAGCCGUCACCGCCGGCGACUCCAGCCCCGGUACCCCCGCGGCGGGGACGCCGCCCACCACCCCGUCCGGGUCCGGCGGCUCCCGCGUGCGCAUGGAGGCCGGCCCCGUCCUCGCGGCCACCGCCGGCGUCCUCCUCAAGCUCGCCCUCUUCUGAUCCUCCGAUGAUUCGAUGUUGGAAAGUUUCGUCGAUCGUUCUACGUUUUCUUCUGACGGACACGCACACGCUAGUUUGGAACGAGAGUGGUUGCCUGUGCUUCCUGAUGUGAUAUGAUUGGUUGGUUUCGUAGUAGUUGGCGUGAGUGACUUGUAUGGAUCAUUAUCUCGAUGUUUCUAUCUAGUAGUAAUAGGACUCCUCCAUACGAGGGUGAUCAAAUAAGUUUGGAUUCUGUCAA